UUGUAAAUAACUACGGAAAGAUCUUUUUGUUCCUAACAGGGUGUGGAGAAAAAUGAAUGCCAUCCAGGUGUUUUCGCUCACUCUGCUGUCCCUUCUGGCGGCCAACGCUCAGGUCAUCAUGCCUGGAAGAUGCCCCAGGCCUGCUGUCCAGAGCGACUUUGAUGCCGCGAAGUAUCUCGGUAGGUGGUAUGAAAUACAGAGGCUGCCGCACACUUUCCAGAAGGGCGAGUGCAGCACUGCCACCUACAGCCUGAAGAGCCCUGGAGUCAUUGGUGUCCUCAACAGGGAGCUGCUAGAUGACGGGACCAUUAACGCCCUUACCGGCUCCGCCAAGAGUUCAUCUGAGCCUGCCAAGCUGCUUGUCUCCUUCUUUGAGAACUCUCCCCCUGCCCCAUAUUGGGUCCUGUCCACCGACUAUGACAACUACGCGCUGGUCUACAGCUGCACUGACCUGGGACUGAUCCAUCUGGAGUUCGCCUGGAUCCUGAGCAGAGAGCCCAGCCUCCCCGAGGAGACGAUCGAAGAGCUGCACAGCACCCUGUCCUCCAUCGGAGUCAGAGUGGACAAGCUGCUCACCACAAACCAGGAUGCGGCUUAUUGCAGGACCAUGAGCGAGUAAACACCGUUUUCACUGAAUGUCUCGAGGCAAUAAACUUAAAUGCUUGAAACCAA
Messenger RNA from Mugil cephalus (flathead mullet), 672 nucleotides. RefSeq names its product apolipoprotein D-like. The record is from RefSeq and is a predicted model, not a curated record. Lineage: Eukaryota; Metazoa; Chordata; Actinopteri; Mugiliformes; Mugilidae. Gene Ontology annotation, biological process: brain development; lipid transport; tissue regeneration. The transcript is spliced from 4 exons. Gene Ontology annotation, molecular function: lipid binding. The coding region runs from base 53 to 619 and encodes 188 amino acids.